This is a messenger RNA of Syngnathus typhle (broad-nosed pipefish), 1108 nucleotides long. Its product is annotated as exosome complex component RRP40-like. The coding region runs from base 82 to 825 and encodes 247 amino acids. The transcript has 4 exons. Gene Ontology annotation, cellular component: cytoplasmic exosome (RNase complex); nuclear exosome (RNase complex). Gene Ontology annotation, biological process: TRAMP-dependent tRNA surveillance pathway; CUT catabolic process; exonucleolytic trimming to generate mature 3'-end of 5.8S rRNA from tricistronic rRNA transcript (SSU-rRNA, 5.8S rRNA, LSU-rRNA). Gene Ontology annotation, molecular function: RNA binding. The record is from RefSeq and is a predicted model, not a curated record. Lineage: Eukaryota; Metazoa; Chordata; Actinopteri; Syngnathiformes; Syngnathidae.
GCGAGCUGGUUCGGCGCGUCAACACAAACAGACAAGCAAGCAGUGCGUUCGCUACGCACGUGAGAGCGAACGCCAGCCGCAAUGUUGUCUCGAUUAAAAGCCAAAGUGGGCUCGGUUCUGCUGCCGGGAGACGAGUUCUGCUUGGACACGACAGCCAAGGCCGACACUAUCUCGCUAGCGGGCCCUUCCAAGGCGGACAAGGUGGUUUGCGGGCCCGGGCUGCGGCGCAGUGGCGACCGGCUGUUGGCGUAUAAAAGCGGACUUCUGCGACACAAAGAGCCGAACAUGUUCUGGCUGGACGCCCAGCACAAGAGGUACGUUCCGGCCAAAGGAGAGACGGUCAUCGGCAUCGUGACGGCCAAGUCGGGCGACGUGUUCAAGGUGGACGUCGGCGGAAGCGAGCAGGCGUCUUUGUCUUACUUGGCCUUCGAAGGCGCCACCAAGAGGAACCGACCUAAUGUCCAGGUGGGCGACCUGUUGUUUGCGCAACUGAUAGUCGCCAACAAGGACAUGGAGGCGGAGCUUGUUUGCGUGGACAGUGCAGGACGGGCCAAUGGGAUGGGAGUGUUUGGAGCAGGUGGUUUCCUCUUCAGGGUCUCGCUGGCUCUUGCCAGACGGUUGUUGGCCCCCAACAGCGAUUUGCGGGCAGAGCUGGAGCAGCUGUUCCCGUGCGAGAUGGUGGUGGGGAUGAACGGUCGUCUGUGGGUCAAGUCUUCGAGUGUCCGCCGGACGCUGGUCUUAGCCAACCUGCUGGAGAGUUGCGAGAACAUGACGCCUGCCCAGAGGCGCCAGAUCUUUAGCAGACUGGCCCAGGGGGCAUUCUAGAGGUGGGGAUUCAAAUGGAGGCGCCCACCCGACACACAGUGAGCCAGCCCAUUGACUUUUUCUAGGGACGAGAUGUGUGUGUGUACUGAUUUAGAUCCGUACAAAUGGGGCCUUUUUUUUUUUUUUUUUCUGCACACAAACUAUUUUAAUGUCAUGAUUGAAUUUCUGCUUGGUCAUAGGACUGAUUUAACUGCAUCUUAUUAUUUCAUAUUGUCACUCUUUCAAGUCAUGAACUAAUAAAUAAUGAAUUUUUUGUCUGGAUGACAAGGUGAACAAAAAUGAA